AUGCCCUGUGAGAAACCAUGGUGCUGCCGCAACACAGAGGAGCUGCCAUCUAGCACUCUGGGGCAGAUAAUCUCCCCCAGUCCUUCCAAUACAGAGACCAGGCUUCCUUCGGUUUGUAUUGAUUCUAGAAGGGGCAUUUUUGCAGUGGCAAAAACUUCCACUGGACCUAGAUACCCCAUUCAUGUUCAAAAGUGCACAUGGGGAGCUAAACAUUGUGUGAUCUGCGAGUUAGAGAAAUGCAACCGAGCAUCAGAAUUUUCUCAAAGGAGUGGAUUCAUGGGAUUUGAAUCCUUCCAUCUGAGGUCUUUGGCCUUCUCUCCAGUUACUGCUAUGUCAGACAUUACACUUCAGGAAGAAGUAUUAACUAGAAUCAUACAAGCAAAAUGGUUUGGUAAAGAGACAAUGAAAACUUGUUUACAUCGUAAACAGAUGGCAGAAACACAGCAGACGCCAUUAAGUAAAGAGAUUUCUCUGGGAGAAGAAAAAUCACAAAUAUAUCUAUCAGUGUUUGAACCACAUAUAUCAUUCAGGUCUCGUUUGGGGAGGAUGAUGGUCCAUUAUAACAAGAAAUUGAAUACCUGGCACUGUGCCUCUUGCAAGCCUGUAUCUUCAUGUAUACACAAGGCUAUAUCUAAAUGGCAUUUAUAUCAAACACGCCCUGAACACUUUAAAAAAGUUAAGACAACAGGAAAUGAUGUUUUUGGCUAUGUCACCAUUUACAGUGGCUCCUAUGAUUCUGAACAACAGUCAUGUGAUGUUUGCUAUGCUCCUAGAGGCCAUUUACUUGUGAGACUUGUGCAGUACAUUCAAAGGAAUAAAACAAUCCCAGAUGUUUUGCCUUGUGAAAUUUGUGCCACACCAAAAAUGAGUGACUUCCCAAUGCACUUGAUUCCAUAUGAGACAUUUUGUGCCCAGUGCCCUAGGAAGGUUCCUUUGUCUGAUCCAAUUCCUAUUACCCAUAAAGGAAAGAUCAUCAUGUUCUCUGGUAUUGUUAUAGGUUUGUCACAUUAUGCUGUAAACAGUUUUUUGUCAAAUAUUGACGUGAAAGAACCCCCACCAGAUUUUAAAAGGGAGGUGGAUAUGGAAGACUUUUGGAAGUCCGUGGAAAGAGAAAUUCUUGGUAGAGGCUUUGUGAAAUGCAACCGUGAUAGUCCUUUUGUCAUUUUGCCAAGUUACCAUCAGUGGGCACCCUGGAUAGGACCCCAAACCAGAGCAAAUCACAUUGUUGCUAACACAGAGUAUGCUAAAGUACAUGUGUCAAAUAAGUGCCAAGAUGAAGGUGACAUUGAUAUUACAGAGGAGCGUCUCACAAAUGAAGUCAUGAAUUUAAAGGUUAACACCAUCAGAAAACUUUGUAAACAAUGCAAGCUUGACUCUAAGGGCUCAAAAAUGGAUCUUGUCAUGCGCUUAAGGGCAAAAAUGCAAACUCGAAGCACAUAUGACAAGGUGUUUCAGAAGGUUUGGGGUGCAUCAGGUGGCUGGGCAGUGAUCAUGUGUCCAUGUGGAGUAGUCUACUCUGUUAAAUUCAACAUCAGGGCAGAAAGUCCAAGAGACUAUGCUGAUAUGUUGCCGUCCUGGAUGCAUAUUCUAAAUGUGGUUGUUUAUGACUUUGCCAGGGGUUUGGUAAACCACUGCAAGUUGUGGGAGCCAGAGAGACCUUUAUUUAAUCCAAAUGAAGAACAACUAACAGAGGCAACCUGUGACAACAUUGAAAUGGCAGUUAAAGAAAACUUAAAAAUAAAUUUGCCUUGGCUCAAUGCUAAAAAAGUCACACCUGAUUUAAAUGGUCAUCCUGUCACAGGAUCCGCUGAGCACUAUGCUCUCUGUAUGAUACAUUUCACCAAUACAACACAAAGGAUGAGAAGGAUGCGGAAAAACAAUUAUUUUCUGAAUAUGCUCUCUCCGUCUGCUCAUGUGUUCCUGAUGAAAUCCAUUAUACAUCAACACAAUCAGAGUGUCAAUCAGAAGGCACUGGCUAAACUGAGAAAGAUUUGUCCAGGGACUUUGCAAGCAGCUUCUUUAGCUCCUUCUCCUCCAUCUCCAUCAGCUGUUCAUCAAGCAAUCACAUCCCCAGUGCAUUCAAUAAGUCACCCAGGAACAUUUCAAGCAGCCUGUCCAGCCACUGCAGUCACAUUUAAUGUUGAAAAUGACAAAUUUGUGAGUAUCAGGUUUAUAAUGGAUAUCAAACUGUCACAGACUGAGAGACUUUUGGAAGUGGGAGGAGUCUGGUUGACAAGUUUAGAUUUUAAGACAAUUGGACCAGAAUCUUGGAUGGAAUCCACUGGGAAAGACAUUUACAUGGGAGAUUUGUAUGUCACUGCCACUUGGGGGCCUCCAAGAAAUCUUGAUCCGUUGCAAAGUUUACCUGUGUUGAAUCUAAAGCAGAAAGAAAUAUACUUUCUGGAUUCUUUUUAUGAGAAGAGAGAUGACCCAGAAGGAUUUGGUGACAUAUCUUAUGUCGCUGUGUGCAGGAGAAUUGCCCAACAUGUGUCUCCUGGACAAUGGAAAUCACGAUCAGGAUUUGACAUUGGCCUUCCAAGUCAGAUGAAUAGCAAUGACUGUGGAAUUUUCAUGUUGAUGAAUGACAUGCCAGCUUUGAGGAAGUGGUGGUGUAUAAUGUCACUUGAGAACUCAAGCCCCAAGGGGAAAUACUCACAUUGGACUGAGUUGAAUGCCCUUCUAAAUGAUGACCAAGAACAUAAGAAAAAAUUAGAAGGUCUAGACUAUAUGGAGCCAUUAAUGAAAAAACAGAAGAUGGGUAAAGACUUGAACUACAUCUGA
Polypterus senegalus (gray bichir) is the source of this 2781-nucleotide messenger RNA. RefSeq lists its product as uncharacterized. NCBI's taxonomy places the organism in Eukaryota, Metazoa, Chordata, Cladistia, Polypteriformes, Polypteridae. The record is from RefSeq and is a predicted model, not a curated record.